This is a messenger RNA of Cylas formicarius (sweet potato weevil), 219 nucleotides long. RefSeq lists its product as uncharacterized. The record is from RefSeq and is a predicted model, not a curated record. NCBI's taxonomy places the organism in Eukaryota, Metazoa, Arthropoda, Insecta, Coleoptera, Brentidae. The transcript has 2 exons. The annotation marks the transcript as partial.
AUGCAGUUGCCUUUUUUGGAUGUUCUCGUUAUCAAAAACAGUGAAACUCAUAUGAUUUUUGACAUUUAUAGGAAAGACACUAGUACUUUAAGAUACAUAACCAAUGAUUCUAACCAUGCUAUUCAACAUAAAAUUAGAAUUUAUGAAAUAUGUUGUAACGAUUGUGGCAAGUCAUAUGUAGGGCAAACCAAAAGAUCAAUUAAUGUUAGAUUUAAGGAA